GGAAGUAAAUAUACCAUUUCAAAAUGGCGUCUUGUCUGGCAAAUAACCGAACUAGAGAAGCAAUAAAAUAUUGCGUGGAAUGUCAGGGAUAUUGUUGCAAGGAAUGUACCGAUAUUCAUAACGGAUUACCUGGUUUAAAAGGCCACGCGCUUUUAGAUAAAUCAAAUUAUAAGUCGUCAAGCCUCCAAGCUGGAUUACCAGCAGUACCGACGGAGAGAUGUAGCAUUCAUCAGACAAAGAUCGUGGAUAUGUACUGUGGUAAUCAUGAUGAGGUUGGUUGUACAACAUGCAUGGCUUUAAACCACAGGUCUUGUGCUGAUGUGCAAUCCAUUCCAGAUAUUGUCGAUAGUAAAUUUCAAACGACAGAUGUUGACAAAAUACACCAAACGUUGCAAGACAUAAAAAUGAUGAUAGAGAAAAUUAUAAAAUCUAAACAAAGACUGAUAGAAGACUUAAAGAAGUCUAAGACGGAAGCAGUAAUGGCGAUAAAGGACUUUCGAAAAGACAUGGAAACAAUUCUUGAACAACUAGAAAAAGAAUCGAUUAAGGAGUUGGAGAUGAAGUUCAUAGAAGAAGAGUCGAAACUGCUAGAAGAGAAGAAAGCAGAAACUGAAUUAGAUGGUCUGAAACAAGCAGUGAACGACUUGAAGAAAUCAGAAGGAAACAAAGCCCAACAAUUUGUCUCCCUGAAAUUGUCCUUGAAAAGUAUUGCAGAAACGGAAGACGUAUCUUGUUCAUUGCAAACAAGUGUUGAUGCAGAUAUAUCCUUUAGCUUUGAUCCUGCUAUACUGGAAUUUCUAGAGCAGUUGAAAACUUUUGGAUCGGUCCAACAUGAUUCUGCCACUGAUUUAAGAUCGCCAAAGACAACCGUCUAUUCUGUUACAAGAAUCGAGAAUUUAAAGAUCAGAGUCCAUAAUGACACUCAAACAUGUUGUGUGUAUGGGUCUUGUCUAUCUGAAGAUGGAUCACUCUUACUAGCUGAUAAUUGCAAUAAAAAGAUUAAACGUACAGAUAUUGCAAAAAUGUCGGUGGCAGAUGAUUGUUCUGUUCCUGCUGGACCUGUCGGAGUUUGUUGUACAAGUAAAAGUGAAGCUGCAGUCUGCCUGAACAAUAAGACAAUUUAGUUUCUCUUCCUUGGCAAGCAGAUGACAACCACUCGUCAGAUGACACUGAACCAUUAUUGCUUUGGUAUCGGCUAUAAAGAUAAUAAACUAUACAUAACUGACAGCGGGAAAUCAUUAUACAUACACGAUAUGACAGGCAACUUGCUGCAGACUGUAACUCAAGACAACACCGGGCAAAGUCUAUUCGCAAACAGUCGCCAUGUUGCUUUCAGUGAUGUUGAUGAUAAAGUGUUUGUUGCUAGCUGGAUUAAAGGCCUGGUUUUUGUUGAUGGACAAGGAAACCACUGCCAAACCUUCACUUAUUCAGAAUUAAGCAACCCAACUGGAGUUUGUACAGAUCGUAGAGGAAAUAUUUUUGUCUCCGGGACUAAUUCAAAUAACGUAAUACAGACAGGGAGAAAUGGGAAGGAAAUGGGAGUGGUCGUGAAAGGACUUAGUCAACCAGAAUCAGUUUGUUUUGAUACACGACAAUGCAAAUUACUGAUUACCCAACAACGCAGCAACGAUACUGUCAAAGUCAUCUCUUUGCACUAAAGGAUAUUUAUCUGACGAUAUUUUGCAUAUAUAAGCAUGUGAUGUUUUUCUUGUAUUGCAUUUUGUACAAUUUGCAUCUAAUCAAAGAACGCGUUUUACCACAAUAGUUUACUUAAUCAGUUUUAUUUAAUUCUUGACAUGUAUAUAAUAUGGAAGUUUUUUUAAAACGUUGUUCAAAGCAGCGCGAUACUGAAAAUAGUUUUAAUACCUUAACUUUUCAUAGAAUAUAGGAAGUGUUUCAUUGCGUUCAGCUAUUAACUGGCACAACGUACUAAUUUUAACUCGUGAACUGUACUGCCUAAUGCCAGAAAGUAAUUCACUGCAUUGUACUUUGUUUUCUUUAUUACUUCUAGAGGUUUCGAUCGAAGUAUUGUACGAGUGUUUCUCUGUCUCUUUCCUAGCUAUUCAGGCUUAUAUUUCGGCAUAACAUGGGCAUAAACCACACUGAGAUUUGUGGCAAAUUCAUGAAUCGUGGUAGGUCCUGAUUUUUUAUGCACGAUGCCUAUUUGUGAAUGACGCUUUUAAUUCCUUUAAACUUGUGAACAUGCGAAAAUGAACGUUGUUAUUUACUUCUAUAAUACAUAAUGUAAAUAUUGUCUAAAGUAAAAAUGUCGUGUUUCCCGAAUAUCUUUUGUUAGUAAAUUUAUACUUUUU
Messenger RNA from Mercenaria mercenaria, 2312 nucleotides. RefSeq names its product transcription intermediary factor 1-alpha-like. The transcript is spliced from 2 exons. The coding region runs from base 24 to 1124 and encodes 366 amino acids. Lineage: Eukaryota; Metazoa; Mollusca; Bivalvia; Venerida; Veneridae. The record is from RefSeq and is a predicted model, not a curated record.